CGCGCCAGGGCUGGCGAGAAAGCUGCCGCCGCCGAGUGCUUCGACUCCUGGCAGCGGCCGGCUCCGCUCUCAAGCGCUCCGAAAGUAACGUUAUUUAUUUAUUUGCCUGCGUUCAUCCUCUUGGGUUGGACCCAAUAGACACUCCGUUGGACUUUGGGAGCCCGCGUCCGACCUCUCCAGCCUCCUCCCUGUCCGUGCGGGCGGCUCCCCGGAAUACACGCACAUGCACCCCCUGCGCCCCCUCCCCGCGCCCCGGCACGGCUAGGGGUGGGCCCUCACCCGGGCGCUAAAAAGUCCCCCAAGGCGGGAGCAGGGGAGGGCCGAGGGGCGGGGGAGGCCCCAGCACUCUCCGCUCUCUUUUCAAAGCGCGCUCUCCCUUCCAGGUUGGGUCGGACCUGAACCCCUAAAAGCGGAACCGCCUCCCGCCCUCGCGCCAGCCGCCCGCCCGGAGCUGAGUCGCCGGAGGCGGUGGCGGCGGACGGACCGGGGAGUUUCCUCUCGCACUGGAUGGAGCUGAACUUUGGGCGGCCAGAGCAGCGCGGCCGUCCGGCGAUCGCUGCAUGCUGAGCUCCCCCGGCGAGACCCAGCGGCAGCUCGGGAUUUUCGGGGGGGCGGGGACCAGCUGCGCGCAGGCACCAUGUUCCUGGCGACCCUGUACUUCGUGCUGCCGCUCCUGGACGUGCUCCUGUCGGCCGAGGUGAGCGGCGGGGACCGCCUGGACUGUGUGAAAGCCAGCGAUCAGUGUCUGAAGGAGCAGAGCUGCAGCACCAAGUACCGCACGCUGAGGCAGUGCGUGGCGGGCAAGGAGACCAACUUCAGCUUGACAUCCGGCCUGGAGGCCAAGGACGAGUGCCGCAGCGCCAUGGAGGCCCUCAAACAGAAGUCGCUUUACAACUGCCGCUGCAAGCGGGGUAUGAAGAAGGAGAAGAACUGUCUGCGCAUCUACUGGAGCAUGUACCAGAGCCUGCAGGGAAAUGAUCUGCUUGAAGAUUCCCCAUAUGAACCAGUUAACAGCAGAUUGUCUGAUAUAUUCCGGGUGGUCCCAUUCAUACCAGAUGUUUUCCAGCAAGUGGAGCACAUCUCCAAAGGGAACAACUGCCUGGACGCCGCCAAGGCCUGCAACCUGGACGACACCUGCAAGAAGUACAGGUCCGCGUACAUCACGCCGUGCACCACCAGCAUGUCCAACGACGUCUGCAACCGGCGCAAGUGCCACAAGGCCCUCCGGCAGUUCUUCGACAAGGUCCCGGCCAAGCACAGCUACGGAAUGCUCUUCUGCUCCUGUCGGGACAUCGCCUGCACUGAGAGGAGGCGGCAGACCAUCGUGCCCGUGUGCUCCUACGAGGAGAGGGAGAAGCCCAACUGCUUGAAUUUGCAGGACUCCUGCAAGACAAAUUACAUCUGCAGAUCUCGCCUGGCGGAUUUUUUUACCAACUGCCAGCCAGAAUCAAGGUCUGUCAGCAGCUGUCUGAAGGAAAACUACGCUGACUGCCUCCUUGCCUACUCAGGGCUUAUUGGUACAGUCAUGACCCCCAACUACAUAGACUCCAGUAGCCUCAGCGUGGCCCCCUGGUGUGACUGCAACAACAGUGGAAACGACCUGGAGGAAUGCAUGAAAUUUCUGAAUUUCUUCAAGGGCAACACAUGUCUUAAAAAUGCAAUUCAAGCCUUUGGCAAUGGCUCGGAUGUGACUGUGUGGCAGCCAGCCCUCCCCGCUCAGACCACCACUGCCACCACCACCACAGCCUUCCGGGUCAAGAACAAGCCCCUGGGGCCAGCAGGCUCUGAGAAUGAGAUCCCCACUCAUGUGUUACCACCUUGUGCAAACUUACAGGCACAGAAGCUGAAGUCCAAUAUUUCGGGCAGUACACACCUCUGUCUUUCUGAUCGUGAUUACGAAAAGGAUGGUCUCGCUGGGGCUUCCAGCCACAUAACCACGAAAUCAAUGGCUGCUCCUCCAAGCUGCAGUCUGAGCCCACUGCUGGUCCUGCUUGUUUUCGUCUCAUAAGUAGUGUGAGCUCCGAUGUUAACAUCACGAAGAUAGCUUUUCAAAAGCAGACUCUGCGGAGCCCCGUGCUUUAGCAGAAGCUCUGUGUCACGUUACUGUGGACAGCAGGAGGAAACAGAGCAGCCAAGUGUUGUCUUUUACCAUUUCUUGAAAUGCAAGCGUGCGUACCUGUGAGGAAACCGGCAGCCACUCGUAAAUGUUCUGCAGCGUUUGCUGGCACCCUUGCCUGUUGACACAGACCAGUACCUUGGUGUUCAUGUUACCUGACAAAGGCAGCUUUGACUGGGACAGCGAGUGGGAAGUGCUACCCUCUCUUCUGAAGCAGACCCAUGCCAGGGUACACAGUUCUUUUCCUGAGGAUUGUCUUGAGCCCCAACUGUGAUGGCGUGGCCGCUGUGUAGAGCGGUUUGGUCUGAAGGUCAUCGGGAAUCUGCUUGCACCCUGUUCUGCAUCCUCCAAGACAAGCUGUGUGGAACUGACUCUGUGAAACAGAAAAAAUGUUUGUGGACCAAGAGGGUCACCAUUCAGUCUGUGGAGCUGAGCUGGUCGGCACAGAGACACAGAACAGACUCUGGAUAUAAGGCAUCUGGCUGGUUAACUGCAUGUCAUCUUCCAUUGUUCUCUUCCUUAAAUGAAUAGACCCGAAAGUGCACUUUUGAAGUCUGGUUGAAAUGGUGAGAUUCGAAAUCUACAAGGAUCCAGUGCUAGUAGCCAUGUUUCUUUGAAACUGAAUAGAGGCGAGGAGAUUCCACCCAAUAGGGUGUUCGAAGAGUUCGCUUUCUUCCCACAUCAGUAGAGGGGAUGGAGGAGGUGACCUGUGGUGCACAUUUCAUCCUGAUUCCCUUUGCCCACAGAUGUUGGCCUUGUAAGAAUUAAUCAAGUUACUAGAGUGGGAAAUCUGUUAAAUCCAAGAUGAAGGCAUAGUCUUUUGGCUCUAUUGGUGUUUGAAGUACCUUUAUAUCCAAAUGUUAAUAAACAUAAGUGUAUAAUACUAA
Hippopotamus amphibius kiboko is the source of this 3003-nucleotide messenger RNA. It is a transcript of the gene GFRA1, whose product is annotated as GDNF family receptor alpha 1. The transcript has 11 exons. Gene Ontology annotation, biological process: nervous system development. The record is from RefSeq and is a predicted model, not a curated record. Gene Ontology annotation, cellular component: signaling receptor complex; external side of plasma membrane. The coding region runs from base 638 to 2008 and encodes 456 amino acids. Gene Ontology annotation, molecular function: signaling receptor activity. Lineage: Eukaryota; Metazoa; Chordata; Mammalia; Artiodactyla; Hippopotamidae.